Molecule: messenger RNA, 597 nt
Organism: Acanthisitta chloris (rifleman)
Lineage: Eukaryota; Metazoa; Chordata; Aves; Passeriformes; Acanthisittidae
Gene: SPINK1
Product: serine peptidase inhibitor, Kazal type 1
Exons: 8
Coding region: 1-597 (198 amino acids)
Molecular function (GO): protein binding; serine-type endopeptidase inhibitor activity
Source: RefSeq, a predicted model, not a curated record
AUGAAGGCGACAGGCGUGUUGCUGCUGAUCUCCCUGGCCCUUUGCUGCAUCACAGACCUGGCUGUUGCUCAAAGACGGGCCUCCUGUGGCAUGUACUUACAAGGACUGACUGGAAAAACCCAGACGAUUGCCUGUUCCCGCAACUACGACCCUGUCUGUGGAACCAACGGCAGAACCUACCCCAACGAGUGCUCCCUCUGCAAGGACUUCCUCCGUAACCGUGCUCUUGACAAGAAGCACGAUGGAAGAUGCGUUAAGAUCGACUGUACUGGUCACCUGAAGCCCGGCAACGGUUUCAACGUCCCCUGCACCAUGGAUUUCUCCCCCAUCUGCGGCACCAACGGCAUCACCUACAGAAACAAGUGCCAAUUCUGCAAUGCUGUUGCGAGCGGACUGGAAGUGAACCUGCAGAGCUACGGACAGUGCACCCAGAACAUCGACUGCAGCAGCCAGAAAGGCCUGACCUCCGUCUGCACCGCCGAGUACAACCCUGUCUGCGGCUCCGAUGGCAGAACUUACGGAAACAAGUGCCAAUUCUGCAAUGCAGUUUCUCGCAGCCGUGGAUCUCUGUUCUUCAGACACCAGGGCGAGUGCUAA